AUGCCCGCCAUCCGCUCGCUCGGCAGCGCCGCGCGCGGGGCCAAGAAGCCGCCCGCGGGCUUCGAGGACAUCCGCGACGACCUGGAGGUGUUCGGGAUCAAGAUGAAGGACGCGCAGAAUGCGCCGACCAACAACGUGCCCAAGCACCAGGCGCAGUGGCCCGUGUUCCAGGUCGCGCACCAGCGCAGCCGCUACGUCUACGAGCUGUACUACGACAAGGAGGCCAUCAGCCGCCCGCUGUACGAGUGGCUGCUCAAGAACGGCUACGCCGACGCCAUGCUCAUCGCCAAGUGGAAGAAGCAGGGAUACGAGAAGCUGUGCUGUCUGCGGUGCAUACAGACCAAGGAGACGAAUUUCCAGUCGACGUGUAUAUGCAGGGUACCAAAGGCGCAACUGAAAGACGAGCAAGACGUACAAUGUGUCAGCUGCGGUUGCAGGGGAUGUGCCUCGAGCGAUUAA
Anthostomella pinea is the source of this 459-nucleotide messenger RNA. The record is from the annotation of a GenBank genome assembly. NCBI's taxonomy places the organism in Eukaryota, Fungi, Ascomycota, Sordariomycetes, Xylariales, Xylariaceae.